UCUCAGAGCAGGAUCUCCUCCAAGUGGCCUGUCAUGGAUUUUAUGACAGAUCGGGAUGUGCAGAAGUUAAGGGAGGACGGGUAUGUGGUUCUGGAUGGGCUGCUGACCUCCCAGGAGUGUGAUGAGCUGAGGCAGAGGAUGAUGGAGAUCGUGGACAGGAUGGACGUCCCUGAGCACUGUCGCACCCAUUUCUCCACCAACCAUGAUGAGCAGCUCAAAGAACAGAUGCAGGGGAAUGCUGAUUAUUUCAUCACAAGUGGAGAUAAGGUCCGCUUUUUCUUCGAGAAGGAUGCUUUUGACGACAAAGGAGAAUUUCUUGUACCAAAGCAGCGGUCGCUCAAUAAAGUCGGACAUGCCCUGCAUGAACUCGAGCCGUUUUAUAAGAAGGUUACACAUUCAGCCAAAGUCCAGGGCAUAGCCAGGAAGCUGGGCCUGGUUAAUCCUCUCAUACUGCAAAGCAUGUACAUCUUUAAGCAACCAGGAAUUGGAGGAGAAGUGACGCCACACCAGGACGCCACCUUUCUGUACACCGAGCCUCUGGGCAGAGUUCUGGGAUUCUGGAUCGCCCUGGAGGACGCCACCGUUAACAACGGCUGCCUGUGGUUCAUCCCGGGCUCACACAACAGUGGGAUCUCCCGCCGUAUGGUGCGCACCCCACAGGGAACCUAUCCGCUGACGGAAUUUAUCGGAAAAGAGCGCCCACACGAUGAAGGGAAAUUUGUAGCUGCGCCAGUUAAAAAAGGUGCUGUGGUCCUGAUCCACGGGGAGGUGGUGCAUCGAAGCGCUGAGAACACCUCGGAGGAUUCCCGCCACGUCUACGCCUUCCACCUCAUGGAGGCCCUGGACACCCGCUGGAGCCCGGACAACUGGUUGCAGCCGACGGAGGAGCUCCCAUUCUCACCUCUUUACACCAAAUGAAGGAUGUCUGUAGCCCGUUGUGCUGCAGGACAAAGAGGGACCAAAAUACAUGAACAGUUUUAUACAAGACACAAUAUUUACAGCUUCUAUAUAGAGAGAAAACAUUUUUAUAUGAUUCAGUUUCUCUGGCCUACAUGGAAAUCAUCACAGCCUCUCAGGCUGGU
Molecule: messenger RNA, 1082 nt
Organism: Nematolebias whitei (Rio pearlfish)
Lineage: Eukaryota; Metazoa; Chordata; Actinopteri; Cyprinodontiformes; Rivulidae
Gene: phyhd1
Product: phytanoyl-CoA dioxygenase domain containing 1
Exons: 12
Coding region: 34-918 (294 amino acids)
Source: RefSeq, a predicted model, not a curated record